Molecule: messenger RNA, 1416 nt
Organism: Symbiodinium necroappetens
Lineage: Eukaryota; Dinophyceae; Suessiales; Symbiodiniaceae
Source: the annotation of a GenBank genome assembly
AUGUCGUGGUGGCAAGCAGCCCUUGUGGUGGCGCUGCUGACGCCGUGUGCGUGCAGUUCAGAAGCGCCGUCGAAUUUGGUGGUUGUCGGAGGGUUUCCGACAUGUGGCAUAUCCUACAUCUAUGGCAUUCUAGAAUCUCAUCCCAACAUCGUCACCUUUUCAAUUCAGAUAGGUGCGCUGCCCAAUCUGCAGACGGAGUUUGAGGAGUCAGUCUUCGCCCUGGCAAGAGCGCUGCAAGUCCCCACUGGCCGUCCCUUGCAAGAAGUUUGCCACGCGGAGUUCAAAUCUCAAGCACCGACCUUCCGAGAGUGCAAUCGUCUCGUGAACACGAUCAGGGGCUGGUACAACAUGUCCGUGCCUGCGACACUGGUCGUCUCGGACGAGUCCUUCUUUGAGAAGCAGAUGCUUGCAUCCCGCUGGCCGGGCAAAGUCAAGCUGCUCUUGUCGGUGCGAGAUCCCGCGGACUUCCUAUGGACAGCUUACAACUUCUGGGCGCUGCCAGGGGAGCCGAAAGCCAACAACCAGGGUACCAGGACGGUGAUGAAAACUCACGUCCGCAGCCCGGAGCUUUUCGACGAGUUAGUGUUGGCGGACGGCAAGAAAGAGGCCUGGGCACCCCGGGCCAACAAGAUCACCGGGCAGUGGUUCGACCAGAUCAAGAAUGUGAAGGAUGUCUCCGCGAACCUCCUCUUCUUGAAGUCUGAGGAUUUCACGGAGAAUUUGAGCGCGAGCUUCGCGAGGAUGGGUUCAUUCUUUGGAGUGAACGCGUCGCUGUUUUCCUACAAGGUGGCCCAAAGCCGUAGUAUCGGUCUGCAGACCAGAUAUGAAAUUUCCGGGUGGAGGCCCAUGCUGUGCAGCACCAGGCACUUCAUUUACUCAAAGUCGCGGGAUGUUUGCCAAGAGUUGGAUUCCUUCGGGGUUCACUACAGCGCCUGCCUGGGAGAGCAUGACGAAUGCGUGGACCCCGUGCCUGGAUCAUACACGACGCCUAUUCCCAGGCCGUCCUUGGCAUCAUUGCAGGAGCCUGCGCCAUCGAAUCUGGUGGUUGUCGGAGGAUUUCGGACCUGUGGCACAAAACGGAUCUACAGCCUUCUGGAGUCGCAUCCCAACAUUGUCACCUUUUCAAUUCAGAUAGGUGCGCUGCCCAAUCUGCAGACGGAGUUUGAGGAGUCAGUCUUCGCCCUGGCGAAAGCCCUCCAAGUGCCUACGGGUCGUCCCCUGAUCCGGGUCUGCGACGAGUUUGAACUCAAAGUGCCGACCUUCAAAGAGUGCGGUCGCCUGGUGAAGAAGAUCAAGGGCUCGUACAACACGUCCAUGCCGGCGACACUGGUCGUCACAGACCCCUCCUUCUUUGACAAGGGAAUGCUUGCAUCACGCUGGCCGGGCAAAGUCAAGCUGCUCUUGAUGGUGCGCUAG